CCAAACCUUUCUUUUUUAUUACUGUUAUUUUGCAUUUUAACACGCUUUUCUUACUCUCUUCCUACUCUUUUUCAUCACUUUCCCUACCUUUUCCUUGCCUUUUGACUUUUUGUUUGCAAUGGCCGCCGUUGAUGUGGUUGGACGGCUUGUUGCGACUGCGCUUCAGCCGCUGCUCCUGAGCGCAACCCAACCAUCAUCCUCAUCAGCAUCAGCAUCAGUCACGGCGCAGGAGAAGCUCUGGGACGUGCUCAGCUCGACCGCUCGACCAGCGGCAGUGCGAUGCCCAGCACAGCAACAACCAGCGACGACGACGACGACGACGACGACCGCUCACUCAGCCAACAUUAGUAGUGCUACCAGCAACAACAGUAGUGGCAACAGCAGCAGUAGCUCGGCGAACGCGCUGCGGAUGAUGAUGAUGAUGAACGGUCCGCUGCUGCCAACCAAAGCGGGCGACGAUCUGCUUUCCGACGAGCCAGUGCAAGACGUUGUCGCUGCUGCUGCGGCUGCUGCUGGUGCUGCUCCGACGACCACCCAAACAGCUGCUGCGUUGGACGAUACAAAUUCAUCCAAGAAGCGCCUGUGGGACGUCGUCACGUCAGGCGAAAUCAAGCGAGCAAAGCAAUGGCGGGGCGCACCCGGCGAACGAGCGCUCUUUUUGGCGUUGAAGAUGGAUCCGAACACGGUUCCAUUACCAGUUGUGCAGAAGAUUGACAUGGGAACGCACCAAAAGCAUCACUCCAAGACCGGUUCUACUGCCACUGCUGCCGCAGCAGCCUCAGCAACGUUCGAUCUUCAAGAUGAUUUUGGAUUCUUUGGGGGUUCUGCUGCUGCCGAUGCUCCCCAGUCCAACGCUCGACCCAGUGUUCCGUCUGGUGGACUGUUGGACUUUUCCUUGUUCGACGAACCAGCAGCUCCAAGCGUUAGUGCGACGGCCGGACGAUCACUUCACCGGCCUCCUUCCAGCGCGCCGCAACCAUCGUCGCUCGCGUUGCUGGAUGACGAAUUCCUAGGUUUUUCUUCGGCCUCUGUUCCGCCUGCUCACCCGAGCGCAGGAACCCUAGUCGAUCCUGCCAAGGCGUCGGUUCUAGCCAGCUUGCCAGCGUCGUUCCUGGGUGCAACAAUUCCAUCAAGCGCGGCUGCUCCGCCUCUCAGCGAUCAAGCCAAACGUUUGCUAAGUGGAUUGCCCGAUUAUUCUUAUAUGCAUUCGCACGUCCUCAUGUUUCCCACGAGAGAUGUCCAGAACAGUAUGAUUUUGUGACGAAAAUUGCGCUAAAGCUCAUUUCAUGUUGUAAAGAUUACGCUGUCAGUUCUAGAAAUUAUCGCUACCAGCUCUUCACUAAGCAUGUAUUGAAAAAGUAAACUGAGAAA
This is a messenger RNA of Capsaspora owczarzaki ATCC 30864, 1371 nucleotides long. RefSeq lists its product as hypothetical. The transcript is spliced from 6 exons. Lineage: Eukaryota; Filasterea; Ministeriida; Capsasporidae. The coding region runs from base 119 to 1261 and encodes 380 amino acids. The record is from RefSeq and is a predicted model, not a curated record.